This is a messenger RNA of Moneuplotes crassus, 704 nucleotides long. The record is from the annotation of a GenBank genome assembly. Lineage: Eukaryota; Ciliophora; Spirotrichea; Euplotida; Euplotidae.
UGUAAUAAAUUUAAAUAUGAGUAGAGACGACUCAAGGUCUGUUCUAAACGCCUUUGACUUUCAAGCGAUAGACGAGAUGGACCCCUCCCUUUCGGAAGGACAUAGAAUUGUGUACGAGAGAGAAGUCCCCUUUGAACUAAGGAUCCAGGAUGGCGACACUGGGCCACAGGAGGUAGGCACACUUGAAGCGAUUAAGGUCAAGAUCUUGGUACUAGGCGAGGAUGGCAACCCAGAGCAGAUUAAAGUAGAGCUUAGUUCAGAAAAUGAUAUGUUUUUCCACUAUACGCAUAAUAUUGAGGAAUUAUCGUUUUCAAAAGUACAAGAGAGCCAGAAGUUAAUGGUUGAUUACCCAGAUUAUCCUAAUAUAUUAAUAAAGAUGCUAAAUAGCUGUAUCAAGGAGCCACAUUCCUUUUUAGCAGUGUUUAUUAUGCAAAGAGAUGGAAGUGCUAGACUUGAUUUCAUCCAAAACAUGGAAUAUAAAUUUGUUGAAUUAUUAUCCUGUGAUUUUGACGCAAGCACAGAGGAGACGAUCAGACAACAGAUUACCUUCAGAUAUAACGCAGUCAAGUCUAAACUAGCAAUUAUGCAAGCCAGAUUGCAAGAUAUUAAUGCCAUUGUUAAGGUAAAGAACCCUUCUCUUCUCCUACAAUUGCAGAAGGCACCCAUGCAUAACCAAUCUUCUAUGAGAAGCACAAUGAUGUAGA